Phycomyces blakesleeanus NRRL 1555(-) is the source of this 380-nucleotide messenger RNA. RefSeq lists its product as hypothetical. Gene Ontology annotation, molecular function: structural constituent of ribosome. The transcript is spliced from 2 exons. The record is from RefSeq and is a predicted model, not a curated record. NCBI's taxonomy places the organism in Eukaryota, Fungi, Mucoromycota, Mucoromycetes, Mucorales, Phycomycetaceae. Gene Ontology annotation, biological process: cytoplasmic translation. The coding region runs from base 7 to 312 and encodes 101 amino acids. Gene Ontology annotation, cellular component: cytosolic large ribosomal subunit; ribosome.
ACGCAAAUGGCUGCUUCCAAGUCUGGCAUCGCUGUUGGCCUUAACAAGGGUCAUAUCACCACCCGCCGUGAGCUCAAGAUCACUCCCUCUUACACCAAGGGUGCUGCUUCCAAGCGUACUACCUUUGUCCGCAGCAUCGUCCGUGAGGUUGUUGGCUUCGCUCCCUACGAGCGUCGUGUCAUGGAAUUGAUCAAGAACUCCAAGGACAAGCGCGCCAAGAAGCUCACCAAGAAGAGACUCGGUACCUUCCUCCGUGCUAAGAAGAAGAUUGAGGAGCUCUCUGCUGUCAUUGCUGAGUCCCGUCGCCAUUAAGGCUUUGUUGUAUAAACCUCUUGUGUGUGUGUGUUUUUUCCAAUAACAAUUAGUAGUGUUAUACACGU